AGUGAAAAGAAGCAACGAUAAUUUCGCGGUGGCCGUUAAAAGAAAUCGAAGAUAAUAGAGAAAAUGGCAGCGGCGGUAACGACGACCGGAGCCUUGAAGAUCGGCAUUCCGGCUCCCGCCAAAUCUGAAAAGAAGCCGACGAAUUUCGCAAGACUCACAGUUCGCUAUCCAAAUUGCUUUCUCAAUACGCGGCUGAAAUUUCCCGCCAUUCGAGCACUUGGACAAGGAGGGAAUCCGAGCGGCAACGACGACACCGACGCCGGCGGUUUCAUUAAUCAGGAGGAUGUGCAAUUUUUGUUGAAACUGGCGGCAGGGUCCAUAGCAGGGGGAUGUGGAAUAAAAUAUGGAAGCAUAAUCUUUCCAGAGAUGACCAAACCCAACAUUGUACAAGCUCUUAUCAUGAUAUCAGCUCCUGUGGUUGUAGCCAUAUGGCUUUUGAUCAACCAAAGUCGUGAAGAGAGACAAAGCUAACAAAUCUACUACUUUCAUUUUUACAAGAUGAAUUCCUUUUAAACAUCCAAAAGCCUUUUUUUUUUUUCCUAUUUUAAAAGAAAAAGAGUUGUAAAAAGAAAAUUAGUCCUGUCAAAAGGACUAGAAAUUGAGAACAGAUGAAGCACUUCUUUAUAUUUUUGCUAUCAUGCUUGCUUGAUCAUUUUCAUUGUAGAAAUUAAUCCUAAAAAUAGAAACCACUAUUCAUAUUUCUCGGAUUGUCAA
Molecule: messenger RNA, 714 nt
Organism: Benincasa hispida (wax gourd)
Lineage: Eukaryota; Viridiplantae; Streptophyta; Magnoliopsida; Cucurbitales; Cucurbitaceae
Product: homoserine O-acetyltransferase
Source: RefSeq, a predicted model, not a curated record